This is a messenger RNA of Staurois parvus, 305 nucleotides long. The record is from the annotation of a GenBank genome assembly. Lineage: Eukaryota; Metazoa; Chordata; Amphibia; Anura; Ranidae.
UACAGGAAAUGACCAGAGACUGCGGACACAGUACAGGAGAUGACCAGAGACUGCUGACACAGUACAGGAGAUGACCAGAGACUGCGCGACACAGUACAGGAGAUGACCAGAGACUGUGAACGCAAUACAGGGAAUGACCAGAGACUGCGGACAUAGUACAGGGAAUGACCAGAGACUUUGGACACAGUACAGGGAAUGACCAGAGACUGUGGACAGCACAGAUGACCAGAGACUACGGACAUAGUACAGGGAAUGACCAGAGACUGCGGACAGGGAAUGACCAGAGACUGCGGACAUAGUACAGG